AUGAUCUUAAUCAUGAUUUAUAGGCUACAGCGGACCGUCACUUCAUUCUGAAUCAGCCUGAAUAGCGUGCAACUUCUGAAGGGAAAUAACAGAAAAACCUUUUACUCGGUAAAGGACAGAUGGAUGGAGAGACAGGCAGAAGAAGGGCUCUGUGAUGAAAAGAGCAACCUCCCUUUGGAAUGAACAAAAAAUGAUGAAUGUGCUUUUUCCCUGAUUGGUCCAGCAAAACAGAAAAGACUCCACUCCACUUAGCGAGGACAUCUGAGAACAGAACUGAACAAUGACAGUGAACAAUGGCACAUAAUUACAAAUAAAUCUUUGUAAGGCUUCUCAUUCUGUGUGAGGAACAGGAAAGUCAGAUAUUUUGCAAGCUUGCAUGCCAUGAAAGAGGAUUUGAAACACUGGCUUGUGACUGAAGUGGCUCGUUGGAAUUCAUGAGGAAUGUAGAUGAGACAUCUUAUAGCUUUUCGAUUCUGAGGGCCAUUUUAUUGACUUUUUUUUUUGCCAAUUAAAAUUUUUCAAGCACUUCCUGGCACAUCUUUUUACUGAUUGGAACCUCCCUACGAAUCUCAACUUUCCUGAACAUUCUGCAUGGAUUGUCGGUCCCAGAAUAAAUCCGCUCAUGAUGAACAGCGUUGCAUCUCACUGAUUCUCAGACACCAACCCAAUGAGAAGUGGAGUCAACAGCAGGAAAGAGAUCCAGUCAGUCAAUGUGGAGUCCAUUAUCCUUCACUGCCAGAUCUCCCUCAGAGCUGAAACAGCACCUACUCAGCUUUGGUGUCAGAAGGUAAAAGAAAACGUGCCACAAGACCAAAUGGACUUCUGAAUCAUCUGGUGUAAAGAACCAUUAUAUUGGUUGAAUUGUGCUAUAAAAGGCAAGUCGAGGCUAGGAGUGCUUGCUAGUUGCAUGAUGGCUCCUGAAGGUAUAGGAGAGCUUCGAGACUUACUUUUCUUCCUGCUCCUGUGCAUCACAUUAUUGGCUGAGCUUCUGGAGACGACUGCAGCUUCUUCGCAGGGCCUUGAUGGUGAAGGUGACAUAGUGUGCCCGUCUGUGUGUCGCUGUGAUGAGGACUUUAUUUACUGCAACGACCGCGGAUUGAGCGCAAUCCCACCUCUGCCACCAUCUGCAACUGUCCUUUAUCUCCAGAACAAUCACAUUGACAAUGCAGGGCUUCCUAGGUCCUUGGAGCAUCACACCACCGUGCGUGUUAUAUAUCUCUAUGAUAACGAGCUCGAUGACUUUCCCAUGCAUUUGCCACCUUCAUUAAGAGAGCUUCACCUCCAGGACAACAACAUUCGAGUUUUGCCAAGGGCUACACUUGCUAGACUUCCACUCCUUGAAAAGUUGCAUCUGGACGACAACUCUGUUUCUACAGUGAGUAUUGAGGACCAGGCCUUUUCAGACAACCCUCGGUUACGUCUUCUCUUCCUCUCCAGAAACCACCUUUCCAGCAUCCCAUCUGGUCUUCCUGCCUCACUUGAAGAACUCCGUUUAGACGACAACCGAAUCUCUACUAUUCCUACUCAUGCCUUCCGGGGAUUGUCCUCUUUACGUCGCCUGGUCUUGGAUGGUAAUCUUUUAGCUAAUCAACGCAUUGCUGAUGAUACCUUCUCACGCUUGUCAAACUUAACAGAACUUUCCCUGGUCCGUAAUUCACUUCAAACACCCCCGCUUAACUUGCCCAGUGCCCACCUGCAGAGACUAUCCCUUCAGGACAAUAACCUCAUACACAUGCCUCGGGGCUCACUUGAUGGAAUGCGCAGACUACAGCGCCUAGAUCUUUCGGGAAACAAUCUGACCACCCUUCCCAGAGGAUUGUUCAGGGACUUGGAGAGCCUGGGACAGCUGCUUGUGAAAGGAAACCCAUGGCAUUGUGGGUGCAACUUGCGCUGGCUGCACGACUGGCUGGAAGCAAAAGGGAAUUCAAUUACAGUUAGAGGCUUUAUCUGCCAGACACCAGAGCGAAUCCGAGACAUGGCGCUUAGAGACCUCACGAAUCAGAUGGAUGAAUGUGAGUUGGCUACUGCUGGUGGUGGAGGAGUAGGUACAGGAGUCGGCAUUGGUGGUAACAGGGUGAGUGGAGGAGCCGCAGGAGCCAUUUCUACAACUCUUUCACCCCCUCAAGGGUCCCUGUUUACUCUCAGGUCCAAGCGACCAAGCCUCAGUCUCCCAGAAACAGGGCUGGACUACACAUUAAGCAGCAGCGGUGUGGGCAAAAACCUGGCCCUGAAUGUGAAACCCCUUUCCCACAACAGUAUCCGUGUUACCUGGAGCGUAGCUCAAACAUCUUCUUCCUUUCGAUUAAGCUGGCUUCGCCUAGGAACCAGCUCUGCUAUGGGGUCCAUCACAGAAACCUUGGUUAGGGGUGAUCGGCGGGAGUAUCUUCUCACUUCCCUGCAGCCUGCUUCCAGCUACAUUAUCUGUAUGGUGCCUCUAGUGUCUAACAGUGGAAGCAGGGGUAGUUUGCCUGGGGGGGACACAGAACCAAACGAGGUUCCAGUUUGUGCCAGAACAGAAACGUCUGAUCCUGGCCACACUGAUGAUGAAGGUGAAGAUGACAGCUCUGAUCAAAUGACUUCUCUUCCACUUGCUGGAAUUAUUGGAGGUGCUUCGGCAAUAGUUUCCCUUGCUCUAAUCAUUGCCAUUUUCUGCUGGUAUGGGCACCGUGCAGGACAUUUCACAUCACGAGACCGUUACAGCCAUGGUAGCUCUCGCAAGAGCAAACACUGUGAUGACUACAUUGAGUCAGGCACAAAGAAAGACAACACUAUCUUAGAGAUCAGAGGUCCAGGAUUUCAGAUGACACCAAUGGCAACAAGACAGCCCCUUCAACCGAAACCAGUGAGAGAGGAUUACAUUAUACACACCAUUUACCCCUCGAAUGGCACAGGUCUAUACAAACCAUCCCAAAACAUGACCAACUCUGGCUGCGGUACCAAUCGUGGCUAUAGAGAAGGAGGCAUUCCAGAUAUAGAUUACUCUUACACAUGAUAGCUUUGAUUUAGAAACCAUAAUUAGGAGUCAUAUACUGCAUAGAUACACAGUUUUUAAUGAACAUGGGCUCUGCAGAAUCCCCUUUGUGCCUUCGGGUCUCCAUUACAAUGUAGCCUGCUGUUCAUGACACUAUAAAACUUUUAACUGGCCCAGAUGCUUAGAGGAAGCAUUGUAAAUGUGGUGCCAGGAGGCGGGGAUGCCGUUUCAGGUGGUGAUACCAAAUGCUAUUUUCACCUCCCGGUGUAAUGACCAGUGUCCCUGGAUUCAAGGGCAGCCCACACCGCAUUCAGCCCACAGACUGUUCAUAAAGCUCAGUGCAUAUAUGGGAGAGAGGCAGUCUUCUCAGAGGAAAUAACCAACCCGCUGUACAUUUUAGUCUUUGUCUCCUAUGAGAUGAAGCUCCCAAGUAAAGGGUUUGAACAAGGAUUGACAAGAAUCCUGCAUCAAGCAAGAAAACCUCUGGAAACUGGAAAUUUGUUGUUGCAAGUGAUUUUUCCUGGGAAAUGUUCACAUGCAGUUUUUUAUUUUAUUUUAUUUUUUGGAGAUAUGAGAUGCAGAACACGACUACUAUUCCUAAUAAAUGUGGAGUGUAUGGACCAAGCAGAGACAUUGCCCUCAAAAACUACAGCAAGGUUUGAAAUGCCUCAAAAACUAAAUUCAUUUGAAUUCUUAUACACUUGAAAACUGCCUGAUGCUACAAUGAUAACGUCCACCAAGCGUUAUGUUGACUGUUCUAGUUUCAGACUGGUGUAAAGUUGAGAGGAUGAAUGAAACUUGUUUUUGUGUCUUGAGGAACUUUAAAUUUUUAAAAAUUACAACUUAACCCUGGUGUGUUGAUAGAGACAAACAAUGAAAAAUAUUUUUUAUUUAAAUGUUUUGUUUUGUUUUGAUUUUGUUUGCUUUUUUUAAACUGGUUUCACUUUAAUUUCGAAGUCAUAUAGCCCUGCUGAUAGUUAUAUUAUAAUUUCAAACAAGAGUAUCACUAAUGUAAAAGAUCAUUUUCCUACAAAAACACAAAACUUGCUUGUUUUCAAUAGAUUGUCCCCUAUAAUGCACAGAGGAUAAACCAAUGCUCUGUUAAGGUGGCUCAUUCUUUGUUUGUUACUUAGUCAAAUUCUUAGCACAAAAUUUAAUUCUAUGAAUCACUUACACCUCCAAAUGUCACUGUAGAUAAAGAUAUGGCCUCGCUGCUAACCACAGCGGUUGUUCUGCGAUUCUUAGGGAGAAGAGGAAGGGUGUUCGAGGGGAAACCAGGAAUGAACCAUAACACUGUGGACCAUCACUGUGGGAGAUAGAGAGUGCAUCAGAAUGCUGUAUAAUUUUGUAAGAAGGAUGCAUUUUUGACUUAAAAAAAUAAUAAUUCCUUGUGUAGAAAUUAAGAAUUUUGUCAGUGUCUUCAACCCAUUAAUUUAAGCCAACAGCAGAAUGGUUCUAAGGUAGACAGAUAGAAAAGUAAUGUGUGCAAUUUUUCUUACGAAAGAGCCACCAUGACAUUUCUGUUCUGCUCUGCUGUAUUCAUGUAUUUGAGAAUGUAAGACAGCUUACACUGCCUUGUAUUUUAUGUACUAUUUGGCAUUGUUGUGUACUUGUCAAAAACAGGAAAGGAAAGAUUGAUAGACAGAGAAAGAGAUAGAGAUAGAGACAGAAGUAGAAUGUUCUAAACUGAUCAAGAGCAAGAGAUUAUACACAUAAAACAUGGAUUUGAUAUUGAAGUGGAGGUCUAACGGAAAUGAAGCCUGUGGUGUUGAACCAUGCAUGAAAUGUUUUUUCAUCUUUUUGCUGUCUGCUGUCGUGCUGGCACUUUGUCUUACGCCUUUCCCUCCAACAAAGGACUACUCCUAACUUCUGUUUCAGAGAUGGGAAUGAAUCAAGACUUCAUGGUGUUUCAGUAUGCACUGGUCUUUUUUAAUAUAUAUAUAUAACCGAAACAGUUUUGCUGUUAAUGAUCUCCUUAAAACAGAUGGUUCACCAAAAAUGGAAAUUGUGUCAU
Messenger RNA from Carassius carassius (crucian carp), 4985 nucleotides. It is a transcript of the gene flrt1a, whose product is annotated as fibronectin leucine rich transmembrane protein 1a. Gene Ontology annotation, molecular function: protein binding. NCBI's taxonomy places the organism in Eukaryota, Metazoa, Chordata, Actinopteri, Cypriniformes, Cyprinidae. Bases 908 to 2992 code for a protein of 694 amino acids. The transcript is spliced from 3 exons. The record is from RefSeq and is a predicted model, not a curated record.